AUGUCUUCUACUCUCAUUAACAACAUCAUCUUACAAAAACAACGCCUAGCUACACAUAGCUGGGAGUAUGGUGCCCUUGCCGAGGUCCUCCUAGAAUGGUACACACCGAAUGCGUCAGUUUUUGGCGGCAACCCGUUCCCAGAUGGAAGAAUACCCGUUAUACAAGUAGACACAACUCCCUCACUUUCAUAUGUGAAGCGGCACAUUUCGACCAAUUCUGAUACUCUCAUUGAUGGAGAUGGUAUGCUACUUCGAAAAGAAGACCCCGUUACUGGCAUAUUUCCCCCUUUCCAUCAAACUAGCUCGUUAGCAGGCGCCGCCGGCGGUCCAGCCUCUCUCGGUGUCUAUGCCAUUUUGAUCGGCCAGACCCAAGACGACUACCUAUCAGCAGCGGAACCUCAAGUCAACUACCUGCUCACAGCCGUGCCGAGAUACACCAACGGAGCUAUCAGUCACCGAGAAUCAGUGGCCGAGCUAUGGGCCGACUUCAUCUACAUGGCGCCUCCGACCCUGGCGUACUGGGCAAUCCAAACAGACGAUGCAGGCCUGCUCGCCACAGCGCUCCAGCAGUGCAUCCUGUAUCGAGACGUGUUGGGUGUACCGGCGAAUGCCAAAAGCGCAGCCGGGCUCUGGCAUCACAUCGUAGGCCCGCAGAGCCAGGACUUGGGGAUCUGGAGCACCGGGAAUGCGUGGGCUGCUGCCGGGAUGAGCCGCGUGUUAGCGACAGCGACGAAGUCCCGGCAUUCAGGAGACACUAAAGUGAAAUCCGGAAUAGCACAGGUUAAGGACAUUGUCAAGGCGAUCCUAGACGGCGCGAUCGCGCGCGAUAAUGCUGAGCCCGGCGAGCCGCUACUGGGCAACUACCUCAACGAUACAACCUGGUUUGGGGAACUAUCUGGUACAACACUGCUGACAGCAACCGCGUAUCGCAUGGCACGACUAGAGCCGAGGGAAUUUGGCCCAAGGUACACGGAAUGGGCGGAUAGUAAGAGAGAGGUCAUUAUGAAGAAGAUAAGCAGCGAUGGGUUGCUGUCUCCUGUCGUAAACCCGUUGAAUUGGGGGGACAGAACGCCACGCAAAGAGUCUCCGGAAGCGCAAAGCUUUGCUAUCUUGAUGCUUGCGGCUCACCGAGAUUUCACUUCCAGGUAA
Daldinia caldariorum is the source of this 1149-nucleotide messenger RNA. RefSeq lists its product as uncharacterized. Lineage: Eukaryota; Fungi; Ascomycota; Sordariomycetes; Xylariales; Hypoxylaceae. The transcript has a single exon. Gene Ontology annotation, biological process: carbohydrate metabolic process. The record is from RefSeq and is a predicted model, not a curated record. The coding region runs from base 1 to 1149 and encodes 382 amino acids.